This is a messenger RNA of Ochlerotatus camptorhynchus, 1220 nucleotides long. Its product is annotated as UBX domain-containing protein 1. Gene Ontology annotation, biological process: negative regulation of protein ubiquitination; negative regulation of proteasomal ubiquitin-dependent protein catabolic process; negative regulation of protein K48-linked deubiquitination. The transcript has 3 exons. The record is from RefSeq and is a predicted model, not a curated record. Gene Ontology annotation, cellular component: nucleus; cytoplasm. Bases 145 to 1125 code for a protein of 326 amino acids. NCBI's taxonomy places the organism in Eukaryota, Metazoa, Arthropoda, Insecta, Diptera, Culicidae. Gene Ontology annotation, molecular function: K48-linked polyubiquitin modification-dependent protein binding.
AGUUCCGGCUCUUGUCGUCGGUUGAUCAUCAGCCAGAGAAGAGCAAAAACACAACUCAGCGGUUCUUCCCUCGAUUUGUGCUGAAGCAAUUAAAAAUUUCCUUAGAUUUUCUUGAUAAUUCACCGGAGAUUUUGACGUCGAACAAUGUCCGACAUUCAGACGCUAGUUGACAUGGGAUUUCCCAAAGAGAGAGCUGAACGGGCCCUUCAGGUGACCAACAACAAGGGUGUGGAAGCGGCCAUGGAGUGGUUGCUGGCCCAUGCCGACGAGGACAUUCCAUCGAGUAGCGGCUCGUCUUCAUCGGUACAGCAGCAACCACUGUCCGAUGAUACUUCGACGGAAGCAGCCGCCAUCGCCGCCGCCGCUUCCACCGCCAGCGACGACUCCGCCCAAGUGGCCAAGUCGCUCAAGUGCGAUGAGUGCGGAAAACUGUUCAAAUCCCAGGACGAGGUUGAGUUCCAUGCAGCCAAAACGCAGCACAGUAGUUUUUCGGAAUCGACCGAGGAGAAGAAACCGCUGACGGAGGAGGAGAGGAAAGCUCAACUGGCACUGCUGGAGGAGAAGAUGAAGCGGAAACGCCAGGAGCGGGAGGAUAACGACAAGAAGGAGGCACAGGAGCGGGAACGGUUGCGAAUCAAGUCGGGCAAGGAUAUGCUGGAAGCAAAGCGUAAGCUCGAGGAGACCGAAAUGAAGAAAGUAAUGGACCAGCGACGACGCGAAAAAAUGGAGGAGAAAGCGGCCAGGGAUAGGGUGAAGGCGCAAAUCGAAUCGGACAAGGCGGCAAGGAAGGCAAAAAUGUCAGGUGAACCUGCCGCUCCUCCACCUGCACCCGUUGUCGUUACACCUACGGAUGCCCCGAAACCGGCCGUAUCCAAGACCUACACCAAUGCUCGUAUUCAGAUCCGCAUGAUGGACGGUACCACUCUGGUGGAAACCUUCGAUGCCAAGGAACAACUGUCUGCGGUGCGAUUGUUUGUCCAGCUUAAACUGGGCAGCGCUUCGUCCCCGUUCGGCCUGAUGACAAGUUUCCCGAAGAAGGUCUUCACAGGGGAUGACUUCGACAUUUCGCUGGAAAAGCUAGGACUGGUUCCGUCGGCUGUACUGAUCGUUACGAAGACCCCCUGAGAUGAUAAUGCGAUUUGAGGUGAAACGGAAGUUUUGUAUGAGUCGGCGAAGGAUGUGAAGUGUUGGAAAUAAAACAGUGGCAAAUUGGUUCGGAA